Molecule: messenger RNA, 819 nt
Organism: Oryza sativa Japonica Group (Japanese rice)
Lineage: Eukaryota; Viridiplantae; Streptophyta; Magnoliopsida; Poales; Poaceae
Source: RefSeq, a predicted model, not a curated record
UCUCUUUCACGACCCACUCCGCCUCGCCUCCACUCCUCUCCUCUCCGCAUCCUCCUCAUCGCCUCCGCUUCUGCUUUUUUUUUUCUUUUUUCUCGUUGAUCGGUUUGUUCGAUCAGAUCGGUUCUUUGGAGAGAUGGAGCAGUCCUUCAUCAUGAUCAAGCCUGACGGCGUCCAGAGAGGCCUGAUUGGAGACAUCAUCAGCAGGUUCGAGAAGAAAGGAUUCUACCUGAGGGGGAUGAAGUUCAUGAAUGUGGAGAGGUCCUUUGCACAGCAGCACUAUGCCGACCUUUCCGACAAGCCCUUCUUCCCUGGGUUGGUGGAGUACAUCAUCUCUGGCCCCGUCGUUGCGAUGGUUUGGGAAGGGAAGGAUGUUGUUGCCACUGGCCGCAGGAUCAUUGGGGCCACCAGGCCCUGGGAGGCAGCCCCCGGCACCAUCCGUGCUGACUAUGCCGUGGAAGUUGGCAGGAAUGUCAUCCAUGGGAGCGACUCCGUGGACAACGGGAAGAAGGAGAUCGCUCUCUGGUUCCCUGAAGGUUUAGCUGAGUGGAGGAGCAACCUUCACCCUUGGAUCUAUGAGUCUUAGAGCUUCGCGCCUAUAAUCGAUCACCUCUUGGUGGCUAGUUCUCGUUAAAUAUUUGAGUUUUGUUUCAGAGUUGUCAUCUGGCUGCCUCCUGAGUCACCAUUAUAAUUCUGCUGUGAUACAAUCACAGUUAUAUGUUGCCUGAACUUAUAUGGCUUUUUAAGUUUCUGGAUUGGAUGUGAUGGGAAAAUAAUACUAGCAGUCAGUUUUUGCUUAUAAAUGUCGUAAUAUCUUAAUCA